AUGUCUCGCAUUAUUUCUCCCUGGUUUGGUGUUGUAAUGGCGUCGACACGGUUGCUGAUAGUCUAUUUUCCUCUGAACCCAAAGUUCGAUAAGUUCACGGAACCAUUGUUUGCUUUCAUUUCUAUUGCUCUUUUCUUAUUCCUCAGUCUCAUUACGGCAGGUAGAGGAAUUUUUAACUUGAGCAUUGGUGCGACUGGAACAUGGACGCCAAAAGAAAGUUGUGGAUACCCUACAAAUUAUACUGAACCGGAGUACGGGUUGGUAUUGAGUGAAUGGGCUCUCGUUGAUGUGACAGCCUUUCUAGCUUAUCUCAACGCAAUAUUCAAGAAUCUUCCUGCUAUUAUUCUCCCUUUCUUGACAAUAGUGCUAAUCAAAGGGAUAAGAAAUGCACAAGCUAGGAGAAAAAAGUUACAUGCUGGAAACGAAGACUCACCAAAAGACAACACAACUCAGCUUGUCACCAUUAUGACUAUUUUUCUUGUUAUAUCAGAGAGUACUGUAGCAAUGACUGUACUUUUGCAAGCUCUUGUGAUAGGCUUUAGUACGGAUGUUAUUCAAAGUUUCGGAGUUUUGUAA
Caenorhabditis remanei is the source of this 576-nucleotide messenger RNA. RefSeq lists its product as uncharacterized. Lineage: Eukaryota; Metazoa; Nematoda; Chromadorea; Rhabditida; Rhabditidae. Gene Ontology annotation, cellular component: membrane. The transcript has 4 exons. The coding region runs from base 1 to 576 and encodes 191 amino acids. Gene Ontology annotation, molecular function: G protein-coupled peptide receptor activity. The record is from RefSeq and is a predicted model, not a curated record.